Messenger RNA from Drosophila bipectinata, 412 nucleotides. RefSeq names its product NADH dehydrogenase (ubiquinone) MLRQ subunit (gene ND-MLRQ). Lineage: Eukaryota; Metazoa; Arthropoda; Insecta; Diptera; Drosophilidae. The record is from RefSeq and is a predicted model, not a curated record.
UUUUAGUAUAAAGUAUUUUACUUAUAUCUUUUAAUAACAAAUUUGUUCCGUUAAAAAUUCUGCCACACUAAUUCACAAUUAUCGCGGAAAAAAAACAAACAUAAUGCAAGGACUUGGUCUUCAAAGCCUUAAGAAAAAUCCUGCUUUAAUACCACUUUACGUGUGUGUUGGCGCAGGAGCAAUUGGAGCUGUAUAUUAUAUGGCCCGUCUUGCAACUCGCAAUCCCGACGUAACAUGGAAUCGCACAUCAAAUCCUGAGCCUUGGCAAGAGUACAAAGACAAACAGUACAAGUUUUACUCGCCUGUGAGGGAUUACUCUAAAACUAAGAGUGCUGCUCCAAAUUUCGAGGAAUAAUUUGAAAUUUGUGUUUUCGUAGUGCAAUUAUUUAAAAUAAUGAAAUUGAUGUAAUUU